AUGAUGGAUGAAAGUUUCAACGAAAAAGAAAGAAGACUUAUUCUCCAAGGAGCCAGUUCAUACUUUGAUACAUGUUGACGAUAACCAUCUUCCCAAAGUCAACUUAGGCUUUCCUACUUUCAUAUACGCCAGUGCCAAGCGAAGCGGCUUGUGAAAUUACAAAAAAAAAGCAUACAGUGUCUACUUACAUAUACAACGAUCCACAAUCUCUACUUCUUGCCAAAGAUCCCUCCCUUUUUAGGCAAAUCUUGUUGAUUUUGGAGAUGGAAAACGAGUACAGCCUCAUGCAAUUGAUUAACAGUAAAGGAGAUUUCAAUGUGAAAGGGGUUGAUGAAUUCAUGCAGAAAACAGGGCUAUCUAAGUGCGGCCUCUCUUAUGCUGUGGUUGCCAUCAUGGGACCCCAAAGUAGCGGGAAGAGCACCCUUUUAAAUCAUCUUUUCGGUUCAAAUUUCAGAGAGAUGGAUGCAUCCAAAGGAAGGAAUCAAACCACUCAGGGAAUUUGGAUGGAAAAGUGUGCUGGCGUAGAACCUUUCAUAAUUGCCAUGGAUUUGGAGGGUAAUGAUGGCAAUGAAAGAGGCGAGGAUGACACUGCAUUUGAGAAACAAAGUGCUCUAUUCGCUUUGGCUAUUGCUGAUAUUGUGAUAGUAAACAUGUGGUGUCACGAUGUUGGUCGGGAGCAUGGGGCCAACAAACCUCUUCUAAGAACAGUUUUUCAGGUUAUGAUGAGUUUAUUCAGUGCUCGGAAAACAACAAUGCUAUUUGUAUUACGUGAUAAAACUAAGACCCCUCUUCCCCUUUUAGAGCAAACUCUGAAGAAGAAUUGUGAAAAGAUAUGGGAUUCAAUUCCUAAACCUGCAAACCAUAUUGAUACUCUCCUGAGUGAUCUUUUUAACGUGGAGGUCACUGCUUUAUCAAGCUAUGAAGAAAAGGAGGAGCUAUUCAAAGAGGAGGUUGCUGGAUUGAGGAGGCGAUUGCUCGAAUCUAUUUCUAGAUCAGGACUUGUGGGUGAUAGGCAAGGUGUUGUUCCUGCAUCUGAAUUUUCUUUUAGUGCACAGAAGAUAUGGAAAAGUAUAAAAGAGAACAAGGAUCUGGAUCUUCCUGCUCACAAGGUAAUGGUUGCAACAGUUCGUUGUGAACAGAUUGCCAAUGAGAAACUCCAUCAGUUUUUGUCUAAUAAGGAUUGGUUAGCAUUGCAAAUGGCAAUUCAAUCCAGGCCGGUAUCCGGUUUUGGAAACAAGCUGAGCUCUAUCUUAGAAACCUAUUUUUCAGAAUAUGACAAGGAGGCAUUCUACUUUGAUGAAAAUGUCAGAAAUGAAAAACGAGAACAACUGAAGUCAAAAGCUUUUAACAUUCUGCGUCCUCUUUACCUUAAGUUGUUGGGACAUUUACACUCGAAGGCACUGGAAAAUUUUAAGUCUAGACUGGAACAUAAGCUGAGCAAAGAAGUAGGAUUUGCAACUUCUGCCAAGUCCUGUAUCAAUUCUGUAAUGCUCGAGUUUGACCAAGCAUGUGCAGAUGCCUCCAUCAGACAGGUUAAUUGGGAUACUUCUGAAGUUCGGAAAAAACUGUCCCAAGAUAUUGAUUCAUACAAAUCAUCGGUUUUUGAAGAAAUUUUGUCAAAAGUGAAAGUUAGAUAUCAGGAAGCACUUGAUAAAGCACUAUCUAAACCACUAGAUUCCCUGUUUGAACUUCCUAAUGGAGAAACCUGGGCUUCAAUAAGAAAGCUUCUUUCAAGCGAAAUUGAUAUUGCACAAUCCGGACUGUUAGCCGACAUUUCUGGUUUAGAGUUAGAAGUAGAGAAACGCAACAAAAUGAUACAAGAUUUGAGGGACUAUGCCAGAAAUAUGGUGGAAAGAAAAGCAAGAGAAGAAGCUAGAAAAGUUCUCCACUCAAUGACGGUUAGGUUCUCAACCAUCUUGAAUAAUGCAAAGAAAAAGGACUCAAAAAAAAUUAUUGGGGAUGGCUACACUGAGGUAAUUUUCUUAGCUAUUUGA
Durio zibethinus is the source of this 1994-nucleotide messenger RNA. Its product is annotated as protein ROOT HAIR DEFECTIVE 3 homolog 2-like. Gene Ontology annotation, molecular function: GTPase activity; GTP binding. Lineage: Eukaryota; Viridiplantae; Streptophyta; Magnoliopsida; Malvales; Malvaceae. Gene Ontology annotation, biological process: endoplasmic reticulum membrane fusion. The record is from RefSeq and is a predicted model, not a curated record. Gene Ontology annotation, cellular component: endoplasmic reticulum.